AUGGUGCUUACCAUCGUUGGUCUCGGUCUCUCUGAUGAGAGAGAUAUAACAGUCAAGGGGCUGGAGGAAGUGAAAAAUGCAAACUUUGUCUACCUGGAGGCAUACACGGCGGUUCUUGGAGUUGGACCGCAAAAGCUGGAGGAGUUUUUUGGAAAGAAAAUCCUGGAAGCCGAUAGAACUCUCGUGGAGCAAGGCAGCGACGAAAUGCUCGAACGAGCGCUGACUUCGAAUGUCGCCUUUCUAGUUGUGGGCGACCCUUUCUGCGCAACUACUCACGCCGAUCUGUACUUGAGAGCACGCAAGAAGAACGUGACUGUUAAGGUUAUCCACAACGCCUCCAUCAUGAAUGCCAUCGGCGCGUGCGGUUUGCAGCUUUAUAGGUUCGGAGAGACUGUGUCAAUCCCCUUCUUUGAAGAAUCAUGGCGCCCGGACAGUUUCUACGAGAAAAUAAAGAAGAAUAAAGAUGCGGGCUUCCAUACGCUUUGCCUCCUCGAUAUUAAGACGAAAGAGCAAACCGUGGAAAAUAUGAUGAGAGGAAGACAGAUUUACGAGCCACCCCGGUUCAUGUCCGUACAGACAGCUAUACGCCAGCUGCUCGAAAUCGAAGACAAAAGAGGUGGAAACGUAUGCCUAAGAGAUGCGAAAGCUUUCGGUGUGGCGCGCAUUGGAGCUGCCUCCCAGCAGAUCACCUCAGGGACCCUUGAGGAACUGCUUUCGGUAGACUUUGGUUCUCCUUUGCAUUCUUUGGUCAUUUGCGCGCCUACACUGCACGAAGUUGAAACAGAGUUUUUUGACCUGUUUCACGCGAAAGGUGAAACCGCUCCCGCCUCCUGA
Messenger RNA from Besnoitia besnoiti, 834 nucleotides. Its product is annotated as putative diphthine synthase. The record is from RefSeq and is a predicted model, not a curated record. Gene Ontology annotation, biological process: protein histidyl modification to diphthamide. Gene Ontology annotation, molecular function: diphthine synthase activity. The transcript is spliced from 9 exons. NCBI's taxonomy places the organism in Eukaryota, Apicomplexa, Conoidasida, Eucoccidiorida, Sarcocystidae. Bases 1 to 834 code for a protein of 277 amino acids.